AUGAUGCUGCCGUCGUUCCACUCGCUGCGGCACAUCAACCUCGGCUCCCUCAUCCUCAGCUUCGCCUACACCAUCCUCGUCUCGGCUGCCUGCAUCCGAGCAGGCGUGUCGAGCAACCCUCCAGCGAAGGAUUACUCGCUGAGCUCGUCCAAGUCGGAGAAGACCUUCAACGCAUUCCUCUCCAUCUCCAUCCUCGCCUCGGUCUUCGGCAACGGCAUCCUGCCAGAAAUCCAGGCCACGCUGGCGCCGCCGGCCGCCGGGAAGAUGACCAAGGCCCUGGUGCUGUGCUACGCGGUGGUGUUCUUCACCUUCUACCUCCCGGCCAUCAUCGGCUACUGGGCGUUCGGCAACCAGGUGCAGUCCAACGUGCUGCAGAGCCUGAUGCCGGACGAGGGCCCGUCCCUGGCGCCGACGUGGCUGCUGGGCCUCGCCGUCGUCCUCGUCCUCCUCCAGCUCCUCGCCAUCGCGCUGGUGUACUCGCAGGUGGCGUACGAGAUCAUGGAGAAGAACUCGGCGGACGUAGCGCACGGCAGGUUCUCGCGGCGGAACCUGGCGCCCCGGGUCGCGCUCCGGACGGCGUACGUCGCGGCGUGCGCGCUCGUGGCCGCCGCGCUGCCCUUCUUCGGCGACAUCGUCGGCGUGGUGGGCGCCGUGGGAUUCAUCCCGCUCGACUUCAUCCUCCCCGUCGUCAUGUACAACAUGGCGCUGGCGCCGCCCAGGCGCUCGCCCGUGUACCUGGCCAACGUCGCCAUCAUGGUCGUCUUCACCGGCGUCGGCGUCAUCGGCGCCGUGGCGUCCGUGCGGAAGCUUGCGCUCGAUGCUGGCAAGUUCAAGCUCUUCAGUGACAACGUCGUGGACUGA
Molecule: messenger RNA, 861 nt
Organism: Miscanthus lutarioriparius
Lineage: Eukaryota; Viridiplantae; Streptophyta; Magnoliopsida; Poales; Poaceae
Source: the annotation of a GenBank genome assembly